AUGAAUUCACAACAACAACAACAACAACUCUCAACUGCAGUUGAUCAUCAUCAUCAUGACGACCACCACCACAAUUACGACAAUGACGAUGAGAAGGAAGACUUUCUAUUCCUUUCCUCCUCCUCCUCCUCUUUCAUGUCAUCUUCAACUUGGUCUUUGAUGAAUCAUCAUCAUCGAAAUAGUACAACUAAUACGACUCAAUUUGGUAAAUCUGCAUCAUCAACUUUUGACAAGACAAGUUUGAGUGGUGUGCCAACAAAGAAGAAGAAGAAUACCAAAGGAACAACAACAACAACAACAACAGGCACCGGCACGACUACUGCCAACAACAACAACAACAACAACAACACCAUCACUACUACUACAACCAAUAAUAAUGAAUCCAUUCAUCAUCAUCAUCAUCAUCAUUCACUGCCACCACCACCAAGUUUAUCACAACAAAACCCUCAUCAACAUCAUUACUCCAUGAGUUCCAUAUCUUCCUCUUCUUCCUCUCUCUCAUCAUUACAACAACACAUCCAAGUGGAUGAAACAUCGGCUCUUUUAAAGACGACACCACAACAACCAUCACAACAACAACAACAGCAACAACCAUCACCAACAGUACCAUCACCAUCACUCAUUUCUUCCCAUUAUUAUUCUUAUUAUCCUUCUGUCACGAACAAUCGGAAUAUUACCACUCUAUUGGAUGAUGAUCAUUGUGGUCAUCUCUUUGUAAAUUCUCAUCCCAACCAUCAUCAACACAAUCAUCACCACCACUCACAUCAUCACUCACUCACUCCUCAACUCAAUUCUUUCAAUCCUAAUAGUUCUAACAAUACUAUUCUCAAUCAUGGUAAUCACACACAAAUAUUACUUUCACAAGUCACAACCAUUCGGAAAUGGAAAUGGUCAUUUUGUUUAACAAGUACCGUUGUGAUCAUGAUGUUAAUAUCAUUUUCGAUUUUAUUAUUAUAUAAUUUAUUAUUUUCUCAACCUUAUGUCUAUAUUAAUCAAAUACAAAUUAAUCAAUUACCAAUUGUGGAUCGAACUGUAGGAUUUAAUAUUAUUCUCACUGCUAACAAUCCAAGUAUAUUAUCUAUUGAAAUUUAUUCAAUUUUGUUGAAUAUCAAAUUAUUUGAUAGUCAAAAAAGUGUUUAUUAUGAUAUUGAAACACCACUCUCUUAUACUUUUCAAAAUUUGACCACCAUUGAUUCACUUUCCAUUUCACAAUCAGUUUCAAUUUCUUCUAAAAUAUAUAUUGGAAAUAAUCCUAAUUUUAUUCAAUUAUUGGAUUUAUUUGCUCGUAAUAUUUAUAUUGGAAUUGAAGUGAAUGGAAAGAUUGGAAUGUAUGUCUUUGGAGGUGCUUUUUAUCAUUCACAACCUGUGAAAAAAUCACAACAAUACUUGUUGGUGGGAGGAAGUAGUAGUGGCAGAUAG
Naegleria fowleri is the source of this 1419-nucleotide messenger RNA. RefSeq lists its product as uncharacterized. The record is from RefSeq and is a predicted model, not a curated record. Lineage: Eukaryota; Heterolobosea; Eutetramitea; Acrasida; Naegleriidae. The coding region runs from base 1 to 1419 and encodes 472 amino acids. The transcript has a single exon.